CUUAACUCUCCCCCAAGUUGACUUUUAAAGCCUUUUACCACCUGUCCCCCACCUUACCUUUUCAAACUACUUAUACUUUACUCUGUUCCAAAUACUCUGAUUCAGGAUACUUGCUAAUCCUCAUACAGGACACUCCAUCUACGAACUUUUCAGUGGCUGCAUUUCACAUCCAUAUCUGAAAUUCCUUCCCUCCUCACUUCCAUCUCCUGGCUGCCCUAAUUCCUUGAAGACUGAACUCAGAUCUCUUCUUCUGUAAGAUGCCUUUCUCAGUUCCCCUUCCCUCAGAGAUUAUCUCCCAUUUACAUAUUAUAUAUCUUUUAAGUACAUGGUUGUUUCAUGUUGUCUUUAUCAUUAGACUGUGAGCUUCUUCGUAUUCUUAGCACAGUGCCCAGUAGAAGGAAAAUAUUUAAUUAAUGCUUGUUGACUGAACGACUGCAUAUCACAUCUUAGAAAGUUAUUGAUAAAUUAUUGUUCAUAACAAUUGGUUAAAGGAAUUGUAGAUGUUUUUGUUUUAAGAAGAGAAAAUGCAAAGGUGACAUUGUGAUCCUUAAAUUUCUAAAGAGCCAUCAUGUAGAAAAAAAAGAGGAUUUUUUCAUUAAAGGUUCAUUAUUCUCUUCUUUAGAGGAGUGCCUCAGGCUUGGCUAUUGUUUGGUUCUAUGAUAUUGAACAUUUUUAUCAGAUAAAAGGGAGAGAGAUGUCACCCUCAUCAAAGUUUUGGUUACACAGAACUGGGAAUGGAUGGAUGGAUGAAAAUCAGGAUCCAUAAAGAUUUCGACAGAAUAGAGCAAAGGACAUAUAGUUGUGGGCCACAUGUAACCUACAAUACUCCUGAGUGUAACUUGAAUCAGAUUAAAAUGUAAUUGGGAAAUUUUAGAACAACAUACAUUUUAAAAAUACAAUAGGUAAUACUAGAUUUUAAAAUUGAAUCAUUCUGUGGCCCACAGGGAUCUUUAGAUCCCCCGUUUCUAUUUGAGUUUAACACCAUUGGAUUUUAGAGCAUGGGAUUGUCUAGUAAGAUGAAAUUCAGUAAAAAUACCUGGCAUUUAACAAAUCAAAUAUAAAACUGUAAAAUGAUGGAGACAUGAUUAGAUUGUAGAUGAAAAGGACUUUAGGAUUUUCAUGGACUGAAAGAUCAAUAUGAACCUGGAGUAUGAUAUGGCAGUCAAAAAAGUAUUCAAUACUGUCUUGGGCUACAGUGAAGAAGAUACAGCUUAGGGAAAUAAGGAAUCCAUGGUUGUAUUGCAUUCUGCCUCAAAUCAUACCUAGAGUAUCAAGUGUAGUGCUGAGCUCUUGAGUUUAAGAAAUAUAUGCUAGAGGAAUAUCCAAUAAGCAGGAUUAGAAAAGGCUUUGAGACCAGUUUGUAUGAAGAUCAGUUGAAGUAAUUUGACAUGUUUAACCAAGAAAAGGAAAGACUUCUAUCUGUCUUCACAAAUUUGAUGGGCCAUCAUGCACAGUUUAGCCUCAGAGAGUAGAACCAUGACCAAUGGUUUAAUUUAAUGUCAAGAAAAACUUUAAUAAAAUUAGAGCUAUCAAAAAAUAAAAUGGGCUGCCUGAGGAAGCAGCAGGUUUGUUCUCCCUCAAAGAGGUUUCGUAGCAGAGAUUGAAUGUCCACUUGAGGCCUAUGUCAUAAUGGGGAUUCCUUUAGAGACUAUGAUUUUGACUAAAUGUCCUGCAAGAUCUUCCAUUUCUGAUAUUUUAUGAGAUUCUUGCUACAGCUGAUAACUAAGUACAAUGGAUAGAAGCUAUAGAGGCAGAUUUUGUAUUAAUAUAAACGAAUGAGGUAUCUCAGGAAAUGUCUCACUGGACAUUUUUAAGCAGGGACUGAAUGAAUGAUCACUUGUCUGGGAUUUUUGAGAAACAAUUCCUGUUUAGGUCUAGAAAUAAAAUUAUGUGAGCCUUGGAAGUUCCUUCUGAAUUUGUGAGUGUUUGUAUACUGGUACAGUCCUGCUUUUACAUAGGAAAAUUAACUAGAUGGAUUCUUAAAAGUCUUUUUUGUAUUUUUUCUGAUUUUGUAUAUCUAAUUUCACCUCAUUUAAAAAACUAAAUUAAACAGUUUCAACACAUGGAUGUAUAGUCAGAAGGGAAAAAAUGUUUCAGAAUGUUGCUUAAAAGGACUGUUGCUGAUUGGAUGGAAAUAAUCAGAAUCUUAUGGUUGGUCUAACUGACUUAAACAGCUGAUCUAACUGAUUUGAACAGUUGGUGCCACUUCUUUUCAGAUUAAUAUUGGAGGAAUUUCUGAAGAAGGAAAAUUUCAUUCUGUGCCUUUGGCCAUACACAGACUAAUUGACAUUUCAAGUCCCUCUUGGUCAUAGCUGGACAGCAUUGAUUUUAAAAAAUGGUCAAAAGAGCCCAAAAGAUUUCAAGAAAUGAAAUAGUGAACUACUUUUGAGAUGUUGUACAACAAAUGUGGAGGUGCUUUUUAUUCAUGGAAAUGUUGUGGAUUAAAAGAAAUCUACUGAAUCUAUAAUAAUAUGGAAGAAAAUGAAGAUGGCAAUAGGAUGCCGUUAGUCCAGAGCAGAAUCCCCUGUGAUCCUUCUUGACACUGUCCUACUGGAAAAUCUCAAAUUAACCAAUCCGUCUUUGAAGAAGGGAGUAAGGGAGUACAUUUCAUGCAUUGAUGAUAGCCAGUGCAAAGGACACAAAGAUGCUAUGAGAAAGACCAACAAGAUCAUUAAAUUCCUGUAUCUAAAGUAUAUGUCUUCCCAUUAUUCUAUAAAGAACCAGCUGUGAUAGAAGGUAGCCUGUUAGCCAUUCUCCAACUGAUGAACAUCUUCCACAAGUCUUCAACAUCAUUGAUGAACAUGAUUUUUGAAGCUGUGCUGUGUUUCAUGUGAUAAAAAUCUCAGGACCAAUUAAAUUCCUGAAGACCUGCCAGAUCCUAUUGGCUAAAAUGGGGAUUUGCCAGGCCCCAGGUUCUGAAUUACAAAGAAGAGGCAAUACAAAUAUGACUCAGUUAAAGGAGUGGAGACUUCUGUAAGACAUGGAUAGAUGCAAACAUGUAGGGCGGUUACGACUCGCCCAGGACCAUUCUAUCCUGAAUCCUCAGAAGUGGCACUGCAUGCAAUGUAACACCACAGAGUCUGUCUGGGCAUGUCUGAAGUGCUCUCAUGUGGCCUGUGGACGAUACAUUGAGGAACAUGCAUUUAAACAUUUUGAAGAAACCAGACAUCCAUUGGCUAUGGAAGUCAAUGAUCUCUAUGUGUUCUGUUACCUUUGUGAAGACUAUGUUUUGAAUGAUAACCCUGAAGGGGAUCUGAAACUGCUCAGAAGUACUCUCUCAGCAAUUAGGAGCCAGAAGCAGGAUCUGUCUGCGAGAAGUGGUAGGAUGCUUCGGUCAAUGGCUUCAGGAGAGGACGUGUUCCAACCUCAGCAGGUUCCUCAGGGACAGCCCCAGAUGUUGACAGCUCUGUGGCACCGGCGUCAGUGUCUGCUGGCUAAAGCGCUGAGGAUCUGGUUUGGAAAAAGCACGAGAGGCCAACAGAAAUUGGAGCAAAGAAAGCAAAUAGAGGAGUUGGAGAAGAAGAAGGAAGCUGCGAGGCAGCGGAGGCAGGAGAUGAAGCGCCGCCUCCUUGAGGAGCUGGCCAACACCCCUCCCAGGAAGAGUGCAAGACUGCUUUCUCAUGUUCACCAAGCAAAUUUGAUUCCCAGGAAAUUCAGAGAGAUAGCAACAAGUUCCCCUACCUCAAGAAGAGUGCAGAGUAGCAAAUUUAAGCCGUUUUAUUCCAUCCGCCGAAAGCCAAUGGUGACACCCGGUGUAACAGGUCUGCGAAACCUGGGUAACACCUGUUACAUGAACUCUAUCCUUCAAGUGCUCAGUCACCUCCAGAAAUUCAGAGAAUGUUUUUUGACCCUUGACCUCUGUGAAACGGAAGAACUGCUUGCCAAAACAGCCAAUGGGAAGUCUCAGAUGUCAAGUAAAUUGGCAAAUGGAUCUCCUACUGAUGAGUCAACAAGAAAUGACAGAAUUGAACCAUGCAGUAGGCAGGGCUUACCUACUGGCUUGAAUGGUGGGUCUUCCAUAAACAGGAGCUUAGAACUAAUACAGCCUAAGGAGCCAAGUUCAAAGCACAUUUCUCUCUGUCAUGAAUUACAUACCCUCUUCCGUGUUAUGUGGUCUGGGAAGUGGGCCCUGGUAUCUCCAUUUGCCAUGCUCCAUUCUGUUUGGAGCUUGAUCCCUGCCUUUCGGGGCUAUGACCAGCAAGAUGCUCAGGAGUUUCUCUGUGAGCUACUGGAUAAAGUCCAGCAGGAGCUGGAAUCAGAGGGAACCAAGCGUCGGAUCCUCAUCCCCUUUUCCCAGAGAAAACUCACCAAGCAGGUUCUGAAGGUGGUGAAUACAAUAUUUCAUGGGCAGCUGCUCAGUCAGGUCACAUGCAUCACAUGCAAUUACAAAUCUAAUACUAUUGAGCCCUUCUGGGAUCUGUCCCUGGAAUUCCCUGAGCGUUAUCAUUGCAUAGAAAAAGGGCUUGUGCCUUUUAAUCAGACUGAGUGCAUGCUUACGGAGAUGUUGGCCAAAUUCACAGAGACGGAGGCCCUGGAAGGGAGGAUCUACGCAUGUGACCAGUGUAACAGCAGACGGCGUAAAUCCUCUCCCAAGCCCCUGAUUCUGAGUGAAGCUAGAAAGCAGUUAAUGAUCUACAGACUACCUCAGGUCCUCCGACUGCAUCUAAAGCGAUUCAGGUGGUCUGGACGUAAUCACCGUGAGAAGAUUGGGGUCCAUGUCGUCUUUGACCAGGUAUUAACCAUGGAACCUUACUGCUGCAGGGACACUCUCUCCUCUCUUGACAAAGAAACCUUUGCCUAUGACCUCUCCGCAGUGGUGAUGCAUCACGGGAAAGGGUUUGGCUCAGGACACUACACAGCAUAUUGCUACAACACAGAGGGAGGUUUUUGGGUCCACUGUAACGACUCCAAGCUGAAUGUAUGUAGUGUCGAGGAAGUGUGCAAAACCCAGGCCUACAUCCUUUUUUACACUCAAAGAACAGUGCAGGGCAACGCAGGAAUCUCUGAAACCCAACUCCAAGCUCAGGUGCGAUCCAACAACAGUGAUGAGGACAGAAGAUUGACAUUUCCCUGAAGGGAUCAUGGGUCACCCAAUGACCUCUGGCUUGUUUUUGAAACUGUCGGUGUUCAUACAUCCUUCCUCUUUGUAGGAAUUAAGGCUGACUGAAGGAACAGAUUUGCCACACUCUGGGGUCAAGAGUAGGAGUUGUCAGGCUAUUUAGUCCUGUCAUGAAAAUUUGUAGUCAGUUUCUUUUUAAUGUAUUUGGAUAUUCCCCACUUUCCAUAAAACAGAACAAAAGGAACAACCUCUUUAGUCAUCAUCCUUUUUAUCACCACCUCUCCAUUACAAAAGGGGGAUCUUGGCAUUAGGGAGAUAAAUGUAAAAUGAUGGUGUUUAACAAGAUAAGAAGCCUUGUUAUAAUCUCUCCAUUAUGCCUUCCCCCUCCUCCUAAUCAGUGCAAACCAGCACUCUGAGCAGGUAUAGCCCCAGCUAUUAGUUAUUCCCAAGUGAGGAGUCCUAGACUUAAGCCAACUGCCUUAUCAGGUUGGUUAACCCCAGCUUUAGGCUAGAUAACACAUGUCCCAGGUCUGGGUGGUAGUUGGAUUGUUUGCAAUUAAAGAAUUUGGCUCUGACAACAGGAAAUUUGGAUAGAUGUGUGCUAGGCAUUUGUCAAUCCAGGAUAACACUUGGCUGGGGAAUCAUUGCAAUUAUGCACUAAAAGGGGGGGAAAAAAGCAAACCACAUGAAAAGUGCCCAUGGAACAUUUUUUUGUCUUAAAAAAAAUGUCAUUACCAACUCUAGGAAGACAAAUUCUGAAGUUUUCUUAAGCUUUUUUGGAUGAGCAGAGUGUAAACCAAGAUCCCUACAUGAAGCAAAAUCAGUAGUCACUUUAAAAAUGCAACCAGGCUUUUGAAGUGUCUUAUGCAUUCAUUGCUCAUUUAUGUAUCAUCUCUGGGUAGCCUAUUGCUCCACUUAACAAUAGCUCUCAUAGGAAAGCAACAUCAGCAAAGUCCAUCCAUUUCACUCCACUGCUUACCUCACUGCUGGAGUAAGUCUUAGAGCUGUAGGUCUGAAUCAUGGGCCUGAGAUGUAUGUCUGUCCUUGGGUCAGUCAUCUAUUCCUAGGCUUCUCCAAAAAAUCAAGUUAUUGGGAAUAGAGAAGCCCUUUAGUCUGGUAUUUAAUAUAUCUUGAAUGUUCACCAUGUUCCACAGCCCAACUCACUGACAUUAUAAACAUCAUAAAGAGCAUGGGCCUCAGUCAUAUACUGAAGAUUUGUAUUAUCCUGAGGAAUGGCAGUUGCUCAGAAACGUGUUCCCACUGUAGCUGCAGCUUGUUGCAGGUAACUGCUUCUGGGCCUGGUCAGAUUCCUCCCAGAUUUCUUGGGAAUUCAGGAUCACUUAGAACUAUACUACCUGUUAGAGAAUUAAAAGGUGAUGUGAUCCAGGUGCUGGUGAAAUGUACCUUACUCUUUAAAUUGGAUCCAUAGCAAAAACUAAUGAAAUUUCACAAGUUGACCUUAAAUACGAAUGUACCAGCCACCACUGAUCUUACCUUGUGAGCCCUUUGGCUUUGGCAACUCAAUUGAAAGUCAUUUGCAAACCAUAACAGCAUUGUAGCUGUUGCUACAGUGAAUGAAGCCUCAGCUUAUCAAUAUGAAUGCUCAUCUUUUGACUGAGUAUAUCACAUUAAUAUUUGAAUUCAGGUAGAGGUACAGCUGUCAAAUGAAUGGAAUAAGAGUUGAAAGGGGUUUUGGGAGGGAGGAAAGAUGGGGUUGGAGAGAAAGGAAGAAGCUGAAGAAAGAGGGUAGGUUUAGCCAUGCUGAUGAAUGGGAUCUGUAGCAUUUGCUGUUGACCUCUUUUGAGAUGGUCCCUCCCACAAAUGACCUACCAAACAGCACUGAGACAUGGAGACAUUACAAAGAAAGAUAGCUUACCCUUGUAGGGAGGAGAGUAACUAUACUUUGAAUUAAACUUGCUUUUUCCAACACUGUGAGGUUUCUGUAAUAUUUAGCUUUUAUUUGGAAGCGAUAGCGUAUAGCAUUUUUUAUGCUGUUUGGUUUAUAUUGUCUCCUGCAGGCUUCUUUAUAUAAGCUUUGCCCAGGGCUCACUCUGCAGUACACUGUUUUAAAGUGUCGAAACGCCAGGGCCACCAGAGGAGGUUCUUAUGUGGAGUUAAGCUCUCGAGGCCCAAAUUGUUAAUCUGCACAAUUGGGAACAAUGUUUUUCGUGGUGACGGCAAAACCCAUUUACCCCAAGAGCUAAGGAUAGUAAACCUGUUAAAAGGAAAAUAAGAAUCGUGCCUCAUCUUUCACUAAAUUCUAUAUUUAUUAUUCUAGAAUUAUAGAAAUUAAAAGAUAGAAAGGACUAAUAGAGUACCUACUCCAUUCCUCUUGCCAGUCCAGGGGGAAACUGUUUUUAAAAGAUAAAAAGCAACACAAUGCGAUAGGUUAAUACAAAUAUUCAAAUUUAAUUAAAAAAAAAUUAGUUUUAUACCAAAUGAUUAUAAGGAUUAUUAAGCUGAUAAAAGAAUGUGUAAAGUAAAUGCUUAACUUGGCCAAACACCAAUAGAUCAAAAUAAUUUUUAAAUACCUUUUUUUUUUUUUUUUUUUAAAUUAUAGAAACAUGAGAACUACUAUUCUAAAAUACUAAACUCCUGAACCAGGGGUUUUAGUGAGUACAGAGGUUUUAAGAGGCCAAAUCAGCCCUGGAAGCUAAAUGAGAGUAAAAUCUGAGCUGAAAUUUUGGAAACAAGGGCUUACUUUCCACUUGCUGAAUCAGCACACAUUUCAAAACUCAAAUGAAAGAUUGAAAAGUAAAACGCCCUUUUUUAAUUUGUGUAAAUCUUGGAUAUAGACAAGUCUUAGUUGCUUCUUGCUUUCUUCUAACAUGAGAAAAAGUUAAGAACCAAGUAAGACUUGUAGGGAAAGGCUACCAAAUCCAAUCCAAGUUUCUAAUAACAGAAACCUCAAGGACCCAUUUUGUUCCAAAGAGCAAUUAAAUGAUUCAUUAAAAUCUCUUUCCUGGAACACUUAUCAUUUGGCCAGCAUAUUUACUUUCUACUAUGAUCUGCUUUCUCUGAUGAAGGCAUCCUGGCCCCAAAAGGUAUUUUUACCUCAGACUAGUCUGACCUUGAUAUUUUCAUUCACCCUGAGUCAAGCAUGUGUGCUAAUAUAGUGUUAAUCAACAAUUAACCCUCAGGUAGCCAAGAACUGAAGCUCUUAAAAGAACAGGCCAGCUUAGAUUUAGCCCCCCCUUCAAGGAUAGGAGGCAGUGCCACACAGUAAAUUUACAGAUGUCUCUCCAAAUGUCAAAAACAAAAUUGGAAACUGUAGAAUUGUUAAUGUGUCCUAUGGACUCGAUAGCAGAGUUUAUUUUUGUUUUGAAUAGCAAGGCUUCUUGAUUCAAUGAUUGUAAAAAGUUCCUUACUCUGCCUAUGCUUGGGCCCAGACAAAUGCAAGAAAAUACCAUGAGAUCUGACUGGACAAGGGUGUUUUUUUACCCCAACUGGGCUCCCAUGUAAACUCAAGCAGAGGUUUGACAAUAGUCACUUAAUGAGAACUUUUUGGGUGGGUGGGUGGGAGUGGGAGGGAGGAAGGCCAGAGCAGAGGGUUGGGGGGAGGGGAGCUUUACUUUAUUGAUAAAGCUUUGUGAACUAAUUUUAUACAAUUCAUAAAAUUUGGUGCCUUGUAUCCAGUUUGGUUUGCAUGGGACACGAGAUUUAAGGGAAGGAUCUCCUUAUCAGGCAAGAGACAAAGGAGUUUGCGUGGUUUUUCAAGGAUUUUUAGUAUCGCUUUUUUUUUUUUUUUUUUUUUUUAAUUUUAACAUUUUAUACCCGUAUGAAUGUAAGUUCUUACCAGCAGUUGUUCUCAGUGUGGUAUAUUUUAUUAUAUGUGUCUCAAAUCUUUAUAUCUGUGAUUAUUCAAAGACAGAUUCUUCCCCUCUCCCUUCUUCCAACUUGUCCGUUAUAUAUAUGGUAAUUCAAGCCUUUCCUAAUCAGAGUGGGAGGGCUAUCUCCCCAAACUCAUCCAGUCUUUUUUUAGGAAACAUGUUCAAAGAAGAAGGUGCAAAGCACAAAUUUUUAGAAAAGACCUUUUAAAUUUUUAACAAGGACAGAAAUGGUGUUAGAAGUUGAGUUAAAAGCAACACAAAAUUGUUUCCUCCUGUAAUGGAGCAAGUAUGGACUGAAGUUCUUUGCCCAGAAUUGGAUGCAGUAGCAAAACAUGCAACAAUCCCCCACAUGUGAAUAUUAAGUUAUCAUGUAGGCUCAGCUGUAAUAGGCUCAACUUUCCUACCCCUAAUCUCCUUCCAUCCCAUUGUAAAUCCCUUGAAGAAGAAAACCACAAGCAGACAUGGUGUGCUCAGUAGAACCAGAUGUGGGAGUAAAGUGAAAGAGGCUAGUAAUCUUCCAUUAGUCUCUGGCUUAUUAAUUUUAUCCUUACCAAUAGUGUUAAUAUUCUAUAUAUGAGAAAAGGAUUCCAUGAGAUGAUUUUCAAUUACCUCACCAUCUAAAAACCACUUGACAAUUUGUAUCAGUUUUUGAGAGUGGUGUCUUUGACAAAGCUUCCAUAGCAGUUCUCCUGCAAAGGAGGCUAUCCAUAUAUACCUACAUAGUGGGUGAAUUUCAAGGUCAUGUUUUUUUUUAAGUUUCUAAAUGUUUUUAUUUUAAAUGCAGUAUUUGCUCUUUAGCACAGAUCUUUGACUUCAACCAGUUUAUCUAUAGGAAUCUCACAGAAAGCUUUUACAUGUUUUUAACAUACUUUUACAUUAGCUACAAAACUUUAAAACAAAGGGUGAUUUUUUUUUUUUUCUGCUUAUUCUGCUUCCCGUAUCUUGGAUCUAAGAAAACAUUUUCCAAUAUCCAAGGGGCCACUUUAAGACAGCAUUUUUUUUAAAGCAAUGAGUCACAACCUCUAUAAGACUGAAGGGAUAUCAUACAAAUUUGGCUUGGAGAAAAUGAGGUAUUGACAAUUGGAUAGGAAAUAGAAAACAGUUAUUUCCCACAACUGAUGGGUGAUUACAGGAAACUGACUUGGUUUCUUUUUGGAAUUUGCUGCAUCAUCAAUUGUACUGGCACCAAAUUAUUACUCUCACAGGAUCUGUUUUAUACAGAACCUUCCCACCCACCUGCAUUGUUGGAAAAAAGCCUAAAUUCUCCCCCAAAAGUUUUCUUAAAUGUUAAUAUUAAGGUGCUGUUAAGAUUAAAUUUUAACUGAUCUUUUUUGCAAUGUCCUAAGAACUUUUACUGAAUUUUGAUUAAAUAAAUUAUUGCAAACAAAUUAAUCACAGCUUAUCAAUAGAUCUGAUAUUUUAAAUAAGCUUUAAUUUUUGUAGAGUACAAAUAUUUUUUUAAGAUCAUGUGUUGGUUGGUAUUAAGACUGGGCCAUGCUAUUGCCUACAAUGUCUACCAGGACUGUUAUUUGCCUGCACUUUGGUGCAGUAGCAUGAUCUUUGUCUCAUCUACUCAUUUUAACAGUGCUUUUUAGAUCUGCAGUAAGAGUAUCACCAUCUCCCCAAAACUAACCCAGAGAGAGCCUGAUUAAUCAGAUUUUCUGCUGCAAAGCAGAUCAUAGUCUGACACAUUCAUUUUAUAAGUGAGGAAAAUGAGACCCAGAAAGAAGUUUACUCUACCUCCUAGAUAGUAAUAGCAUUCUCUUAUUCACAGAAAAAUACUAUCCUUUUGUAUAUUCCUAUUGGGAUUUGCUGUACUAGGAUCUAAGAAGAAAAUUGUCUUAUCUGUUGAGACAAAUGGCAGGAUUAGAAUUCUGACAAUGAAUGAAGGAAAAACUAUAUAUUCUAUCAUCGAGGUAAAAAUAAGUUCCAUGAGGGUGCACUUUGGAUUGUAUUUCAAAUCAUAAAACAGAUGCUUCAUAAAAGUCUGUUGAACCAAAAGCAUCUGCCCCAGGCAUCUGGCGCUUCAGGAGAUUCCAUUCCAAUUACUAUGUUCAAAGCACUGUGUUAAAAAGGAAAAAGCUGAGUAUAAAUUCCAGAGCUAAGGAUCCAAACAUAUCGGACCUUCCAAACCUGAUCUAUGAUGAAAGCUAUUUACAAAUUAAAGCCUUAAUGGACUUAGGCCUAUAAUUGGCUAUACCCAGCCUCUUUACCUAACUUUUUUUUUUCUUUUACAAAAGUCUCUGUAAGACUUGUAUUCCUCUCUAGUAACAAUUUAGUCUUUAAUGAUCCCAUUUGCCCCAGAAACACAUUUCUGAAGACAGCAGCUGAGAUGGCAUCUAUACUUUCUAUUUUUAAUCAAUAGAAAAUUUUCCUUCAUUACCAGGUCGGUCUCUUUGCAUAUUAAGUUUAUAAAGAACCUUGAGCUCUACAUUCUAUAUACUUAUUAGUUUCAGCAGUGUUUUUUUCAAGUGGAGUCCUUUUCAUGCUAAGAUAGAAUGGCCUUUCUUCCUCAAUGGCCUCAUGUAUAAAACACAUUCAUGCACUUCUCUGCCCUGUCUCCAGACUUGAACCUGUAUUCCAACAAGUUCUGGUGGCAACUCUUAAAACCUGCCUAAAGCCCUAAAAUGCUAUGCAACACCAAACUGGUAUCCUCCCUAUCCCCCCACCCUCCAAGCCCUGCUCACAAUUUAUGUUCCUCUUCAGUGAGUUUCAUCCCACAAUUAACAAUUUCUGGUGGUUGCAGUUUGCCUGGUUAGGAUUUUAAGUUUUGUUUUCCUGUUAAAUAAGCAGCUAACAAGUCCCCUCUUAAAACCCACGAUGGGGGCCUGUUCCAUUCUCUUUUGGAUGUGAAAUAUGAAUCAUGUUUUUAUGAUUUUUGUAAAUCUUUACUCUUUUUACACAUUGUUUUUUGUAAGCUGAAGUUUCUUAUUAAAAGAAUAAAAUCCCAGGGUCUUUGUUGACUGUCUUUAUUUCAAACAUUUUAGGAGGAAAAAAUUAUUUUUAAUAACCGAAGAGAACAGCAAAUGCCAUUUGUAACACACAGUGGCAUCUGCUCAACCUUCAAGGAUUUGUAAGAUAUGUACAAUAUAUGGAGCAAAGGCAACAUACACCCCACACCAUGCCUAAGUAGAGACUGAAGCUAUGGCUGAUCAUA
Messenger RNA from Sarcophilus harrisii (Tasmanian devil), 12046 nucleotides. It is a transcript of the gene USP49, whose product is annotated as ubiquitin specific peptidase 49. Gene Ontology annotation, biological process: protein deubiquitination. Bases 2981 to 5074 code for a protein of 697 amino acids. Lineage: Eukaryota; Metazoa; Chordata; Mammalia; Dasyuromorphia; Dasyuridae. Gene Ontology annotation, molecular function: zinc ion binding; cysteine-type deubiquitinase activity. The transcript is spliced from 14 exons. Gene Ontology annotation, cellular component: cytoplasm. The record is from RefSeq and is a predicted model, not a curated record.